This is a messenger RNA of Penicillium olsonii, 459 nucleotides long. The record is from the annotation of a GenBank genome assembly. Lineage: Eukaryota; Fungi; Ascomycota; Eurotiomycetes; Eurotiales; Aspergillaceae.
AUGUCUCGAUGGUGGGUUCCUCAAUCGAGUGGUUUGGUCCGGCGUAUUGACUAUUCCAGGCUUUUAAAUUACACCCCGCCAGCUGUUGUUAUUCGACUGCUCACUACAAACGUCCUGAUUGCAUAUAGUACAUCUUGGGUGCUUUACUUGUCUGGCGCAUCUGUUGAUCCCCGACACCUCUUACCAGCCUGGAUCUCAAUAACAACUUUGUUAACAUUCGUCUACUACGCUACUCAAAACCAUGCCAAGAUCAAGCGCGAAACAGCGGCAUCUCUACUAGUUGUCCUUGUCGCGAGCUUCCUUACCAUGUCGUUCCUUCUACUCCAGCUGCACUUGACCCGAGAAAACGAAUCAGAGGUGCCUGUGUUUGUGUUUUCUCGAAAACUUUGGGACUGGGCUACUGCUAUUUUCCUGCGUAUGCGCAUUGCAGAUGAGCGUGCUGGACUUGGAGAACUGUAG